AUGACCCUCACCAUCGCUGAACAAAUCAGCAUACUCUACCAUGUCCUCAAUAGCGACUCAGCCCUAAAGGUUAGCAAGAGUUGCGGGGAUCCUAGACAUCCUCUUGAAGCGCGAGGGAAGGAAAUGUCAAAGGAUAAGGAUCGUCAUGCCCCUCCUCAUCCCAUCAUUAUUGGAAAUGACAGUGGAGGGGAGAGGGUCUUCCCUUGCGGCCUCAGAUUCAACCCUGGGCAUCGUUGCCCUCCUCAUCUGACAUUGACAUCAAAACAAAAUGCGUGUUCAAGGAAAAGGUCACAAAUUGGAAACAAUCCCAACAUUAGUAAGCCCGACGUCCCAUCUUUCCUUGAAGUAUCUAGCCUUGGUGUCAACAGACACCAUUAG
Messenger RNA from Ilex paraguariensis (yerba mate), 378 nucleotides. NCBI's taxonomy places the organism in Eukaryota, Viridiplantae, Streptophyta, Magnoliopsida, Aquifoliales, Aquifoliaceae. The record is from the annotation of a GenBank genome assembly.